Messenger RNA from Branchiostoma floridae (Florida lancelet), 2776 nucleotides. RefSeq names its product leucine-rich repeat protein SHOC-2-like. The record is from RefSeq and is a predicted model, not a curated record. The transcript has 8 exons. NCBI's taxonomy places the organism in Eukaryota, Metazoa, Chordata, Leptocardii, Amphioxiformes, Branchiostomatidae. The coding region runs from base 17 to 2161 and encodes 714 amino acids. Gene Ontology annotation, molecular function: protein binding.
GUCUUGAACCAGGAAAAUGGAAGUGAAGAACGACCCUGACGAGGAACCAGACCUCACCGCCGACCGGAGCCUUCAAACCGUCCUGUCCAGUUUCCAGAACCAACAACUCUCACCAAGCAACAAUGUAGAGAAGGAGGAGAACCAUCUCUUGUGUCUGAAGUCUCUGGAUCUGUCUUCUUUCCCUGAGUCUGUCUUAAACCUGACACAUGUUGAGAAGUUAAUACUAGACCAUAACAGUCUUACCUUCCUACCUGGUGAGUUAUGUCACACCCUGACUCACCUGUGUGUCCUCUCUGUCAUGGGAAACGACCUUGAGACACUCCCCACCUUAUUUGGGAACUUGACCUUGCUAAGAGAACUCCACGCCGGCGAAAACUGUCUCCAAGAACUUCCCGAUUCCUUCUCAGAUCUGAAAGACUUGAGACUGCUUUACCUGACUGGCAACGAGUUGAGGACGUUACCUUCUGACUUCGGUCAUCUAGAACACUUGGAGACUUUGAUGAUUGAUGAGAAUCACCUCAAGAAGUUGCCCAAGACGUUCGGGUCUUUAAGGAGGCUUGAGAGAUUCGACGCCUCCAACAACAAGUUGGAAACCUUGCCAGAGUCAUUCGGGGGACUUUCUCGUCUUAAAAUCUUGAACCUCAGUACUAACAAACUGUCUUGCCUUCCUGAAAGUUUUGGAGAUCUUCCGCAACUUCAAGAAGUGGAACUGUCUGGAAACUCCUUAAGUUUUUUAACCAAAGACUUGAAAUCUUCCCACUGCUUAAGGAAACUGUAUGUAGACAACAAUGUGCUGAAGGAGUUACCUCCUUGGGUUGGGCACCUGUCAUCAAUACAAGAAAUGUCACUGAGAGACAACAAGUUGAUGAACCAGCCGCUCCCAGAGUCCUUCCCGGCGCGCAGCGGGCGGACGUUACGGCUGCUGGACCUGAGCGGGAACUUCAUCACGGCGCUACCCGCCUCGCUGGGUCAGCUGGGGUCGCUGGAGAGCCUCCAUCUGGGGAGUGCCAUCGGAGAACUGGAGCGGAGACACUUCCAGAACGGAAACUGGCUCUGCGCCCUUCCCGAGAACUUCGGCAGGUUGAGACACCUCAAGACGCUCCACCUUGACGAGAACCAGCUCACGCACCUUCCGGGCAGUUUCGGCAGUCUUGGCAGUCUGGAGUUCCUCGACGUGGGGCAAAACUGGCUCAAGGAACUCCCCGAUUCCUUCUGUGAACUAAGCAACCUGCAGUUCUGUCAGCUGUCCAAAAACCACCUGCAGCUGUUGCCUAGCAACUUCGGCCGCCUGUCGUCGCUCGUCGACCUCCGCCUCGACAACAACAUGCUGGGGGAGCUCCCAGAAUCCUUUGCAGAGCUCCGGCAGCUGCGGACGCUGGACCUGUUCUGUAACGAGCUGAGGGAGGUUCCCGGGGCGCUGAAACACCUGACAAGUAUCACACGGCUCGAUAUGGAUAAGAACAAGUUCAGCCUACCCCCUGAGCUGGUGCCCAACAUCAUCUUCAAACCCACCUACGCAGCCAGGGACCCUCGUCUUAAGGACACUUGGCGGGGAAGGAACAGGGCUGACAGGAACAAGGUCGAGGUGGUCAAGCUUGAGCCCCUGCCUGAUGAAGAGGAGGAAGUGGAGGAUGAGAAGGAUGGACCGAUCCCCUGGAACGACAGCAUCCUGAGACAGGCCAUGGCAAAGAGCAUGUCACUCUGGAGGUCUCACACCAGCGAGGAGGGGUCUCACACUAGGGUGGAGGGGUCUCACACCAAAGUGGAGGGGUCGUACACCACGGAGGAAGGGUCUCACACCAGGGUGGAUGGGUCUCACACCAGUGUUGAUGAAGGGCCACCAGCAUUUAACAGCCAGUUUUCAGAUGGCGGAGGCAGCACGGGGGAAAGCACAGGCACAACCACACCCGAGUCUCCAGUGUCCCCCACAUUCCCAUCAGCCUCCUUUGUUCCUGAGACAGAAAACUGGGAAGAUGAAAUUGAGGACACCUGUCCUUGGGACACGCCAGUGUUCUACCAACAUCCUUCUCGCUGGUACAAGGGCUCGUCCGCGAUGCAGUUUGUGCCGUGCGAGGAUCAUGUGGAACCGGUUGCCAGGAUACGCUUCCUGUACACAGUAGAGGAUGGGCAGUUCGAUGACGCAGAAGAAGACAUGUUGUGACACAGCAUUAUGAAAGGCAGCAGUCAAAGUAAAGCCAUAUGAAGACAGAGUGUAGUGGAGGGAGUAUCUUGUGGGCAGCAGUCAUUGUAAGGACAUGUUGGGAGAUAGGAUCAAUUGGGGGUAGGGUUGAAAGUAACUUGAUGUAUUUCACUCUCAUUGGGGCUGUCAUGCAACCCCCCCUCCCACAUUUCCAAGCAUUAAAACUCCAAAAGUACACAUAUUACUAAAGAAAAGAAGAGAUAUAUAUUUAUAUGUCACCAAGAUGUCACAUAUCAGUAAAGCUUACAAAGAAAAGCUUACAGUGAACCAACAUGUGAUGAACCAGGGUAAGAUGGGUUGAUAUCAUCAUCAGCCACUUUUAAACGUAGAACAUCCGUGAGAGCCUAUUUUCAUAACUUACUUUACAUGUUAGUGGUAGAGAGUCAGUAGCACAUUUAGCUAGUUGUUGCACCAGGACCUUUACCAGAUAAAGCCAGUCACACUUGAUGGAUAACGUCCUCUGACUGCCUCAAACUGAUGCAAGCACAAGAAGUUAAAGAAGGAUGGGCAUUAGAUGCCGGACUUUUGCAAAGGUUGUGCAUAGCAAAUAAUGUGGUGUAGCAAAUAAUAUGUCAU